UAUCAUUAUAAAUUAUAUUAAAUUUAUAUUAAAUAUUUAAAAAAAAUAAAAAAUUAAAAAUAUUUAUAUUUACAUUUAUUAAUUAUAAAGUACCAAACCAUAAAGUUGUAAUGGGAGAAACUCAGUGGAAUGAUUGGAAACCUUUUAUUUACGGAGGUUUAGCUUCAAUUUUUGCAGAAUUAGGUACUUUUCCUUUAGAUACAACAAAAACACGUCUUCAAAUUCAAGGACAAAAAUUAGAUCAAAGAUAUGCACAUUUAAAAUAUUCUGGUAUGACUGAUGCUUUAUUUCAGAUAUCACAACAAGAAGGCUUCAAAGCUCUAUAUUCUGGAAUCAGUUCAGCUAUUUUAAGACAAGCUACUUAUGGAACUAUAAAGUUUGGUACAUAUUACUCUUUAAAAAAAGCAGCAAUGGAUAAAUGGGAAACAGAUGAUUUAGUUAUUAUAAAUAUUAUUUGUGCUGCUUUAGCUGGUGCUAUUUCAAGUGCUAUAGCUAAUCCUACUGAUGUAGUAAAAGUACGUAUGCAAGUAACUGGAAUCAAUUCAAAUUUAUCAUUAUUUGGUUGCUUUCAAGAUGUAUAUCAACAUGAAGGUGUUUGUGGUUUAUGGAAAGGUGUAGGACCUACUGCCCAAAGAGCAGCAAUUAUUGCAGCUGUAGAACUACCUAUAUAUGAUUAUAGUAAAAAAAAAUUUAUGAUUUUAUUAGGAGACAGUGUUAGUAAUCAUUUUGUGUCCAGUUUUAUAGCUAGUAUGGGAAGUGCAAUAGCUUCUACUCCUAUAGACGUUGUUCGUACACGUUUAAUGAAUCAGAGGAGGAUACGUACUACAGGUGGUAUAUUACCACCACAUAUUUAUAAUGGUAGCAUAGAUUGCUUUGUACAGACUUUUAAAAAUGAAGGAUUUUUAGCUUUAUAUAAGGGUUUUGUACCUACUUGGUUUAGAAUGGGACCAUGGAAUAUAAUAUUUUUUAUAACAUAUGAACAAUUGAAAAAACUAGAUGAUUCAUAAUAAUGCAUUGAAUUUUUCAAGUAAAUAAUAAUAAAUGAAAAAAAUAUGUAUGUAUGAACAUACGAUAAAACAAUUGUAACUAGAGUUUGUAAUGAAUAUUUGUAUUAUAUAAUUUAUUUUUAUGAAA
Apis dorsata (giant honeybee) is the source of this 1134-nucleotide messenger RNA. RefSeq names its product mitochondrial uncoupling protein Bmcp (gene Bmcp). The transcript is spliced from 7 exons. The record is from RefSeq and is a predicted model, not a curated record. Bases 111 to 1007 code for a protein of 298 amino acids. Lineage: Eukaryota; Metazoa; Arthropoda; Insecta; Hymenoptera; Apidae. Gene Ontology annotation, biological process: transmembrane transport.